This is a messenger RNA of Xiphophorus maculatus (southern platyfish), 1673 nucleotides long. RefSeq names its product TRAF3-interacting protein 1-like. The record is from RefSeq and is a predicted model, not a curated record. Bases 126 to 1205 code for a protein of 359 amino acids. The transcript has 10 exons. Gene Ontology annotation, biological process: cilium assembly; intraciliary transport; regulation of microtubule cytoskeleton organization. NCBI's taxonomy places the organism in Eukaryota, Metazoa, Chordata, Actinopteri, Cyprinodontiformes, Poeciliidae. Gene Ontology annotation, cellular component: intraciliary transport particle B; centrosome; ciliary basal body. Gene Ontology annotation, molecular function: microtubule binding.
UGCACUGUGGGAUUUCUGUAUAUUGACAUAGCAACCGGGCCAAGGAGCCUCCGCCGCGAAGUAUUUUUGUCCGGAUUAGUUUUUGCCUCAAACUCGUUGCUGGAAGUACGCUUUCCACCGCUGCCAUGAACGCGGCGGUGGUGAAAAAGACUCAGGACACGCUGGGGAAAGUGAUAAAGAAACCCCCGCUGACGGAAAAACUGCUUUGCAGGCCGCCGUUUCGGUACCUUCACGACAUCUUCAGCGAGGUUAUCAGGACCACUGGUUUUAUGAAAGGCCUGUAUGAAGAAAAUGAGAUGAAGUCAGAUAGUGUCAAGGAUAAGGACUCUAAAAUGGCCUAUCUUCAGAAAGCAAUAGAUGUUGUGAUGUUGGUGUCUGGUGAACCUCUGGCAGCAAAGCCAGCACGAAUUGUUGCUGGUCAUGAGCCUGAGAAAACCAACGAGUUGCUUCAGGCCAUCGCAAAGUGCUGCCUCAACAAGUUGUCCAGUGAUGAAGCAGUGAAGCGAGUUCUUGCAGGAGAAAAAGUGGACUUAAAGACCAAAGGGAGCACCUCCAGAUCUCAGGGCAAGGAAAACAGGGAUGGAAAGGAACGGCAGCCGGAUAAGGAAGAAAAGAAAAAGAUAGAGCGAAGUGGCAGCCGGGAGCAUAAGGAUCCGAACCAGGGCAAAGAGCAAGAAAGCCGGCAGAGAGACAAAGAAGACCACCAUGACCAUGAGCGCACAGAGAGGCAUCACCGCAGUGAGAAGGACCACCAAGACAAGAGCCGAGAGCAGGAACGAGAGCGAGACAAAGGACGGGUCAGGGAGAGAGAUCGAGACAGAGACAAGGAAAAGACCAGGGAGAGGGAUUCUCACAGAGACAGAAGCCAAGACAAACGAAGAGACAAAGACCGAGAGAGGGAAGGAGAUCGAAGCAAGGACUGGAAUGAAAAAAACAGAAGUGGGGAAAGAGAAAAUGACAAGGCCAGAGUGUCAGAGAAACCUCAGCAGAAAGCAGCCAAAACUGUGCCAGCAGAUCUAAAACCAGUUGAAGAGCCCACAGAUGUAGUAGAAAACCAGUUAGGUAAUCCAGCUAGGAUACCCCGGCCCUCGUCUGCCAAAGGUCAGAGGCAGAAACCCAAAGUUGAAAGCGCAGAUGAGUCUGACAGUGAAGGAGGUAAGUGUUUUCUCGAUAACAUGGACUUCCUUCUCAUCAUUAAAGAAUAAUGUUUUGUAUCUGUGAAACAGACACAAAAGCACUUAAACCAAUUCCAACUUAAUUGGAAUUGGUGUAAGUUCCUCAUAAAAGUGACUAUACCUUUUGAAUCUGUAAAAAUUUUUUGAUGUGUGUGUGUUUUAGAUAAACCAACACAUAUUAUCUCAUAGUUGGGAAGCUGAAGGAAAAGUACAUACAACCCUUAAAAAAUAUGGAAUGCUUUUUUAUUUAGCCCCACUAAGUUAAUACUUGCUAGAGCCAGUUUUCAAUGAAAUUACAGCAGCAAUGUUGAUGAACAUGGUUUGAUCUAAACUGUUUCAUUUCAGCUUUAAACUUCUCCACAGUGUUUGCUGAUUUCUCUGGUCUUCAUGAUGCUGUUUAAUAUUUUUUGAUAGACCUCUAAAACCUUUACUGAACAAAUGUGUUUAUUGGGGCCUGCCAUGCAAAGCAAUGGCAGGAACCUAUUGUUAUUGUCGGAG